UAAGUCUUUUAAUGUGGCCCGCGGUUAUUGAACAUUUAAGUAAAGUAUCACAAACUCUUAUGAAACGAAAAUGAAAUUCUGCAUCCAUAUUAAGCUUUCUACAACUUUUCAUUUCUUGAACAAAUUAUAACAUUUAAGAGGCAAAUUUAAAAAUAAUUAUUGUUUGAAAAUAUCUUGAAUCUUACACGGUAAGUUAGCCGAAGUUAGGCCUAGCGUAUAGGCUAUUAAGAAAUUAUCCCACAACAAAAUUGUAUUAAACCUUUUCCAUCCUUGUCACCUUUAGUAACUUGUGAUAGGCCUAUUCACUAAUUAUGGAUAUGGACAGAACUGGAAAUGUGAUCAAAGUUCAUGCUCACAACAAUAUUUUAUCGAAGGAAGAAUUUGUAAAAGAAAUCCAGAUUAGGCGUCAACCCGCUGUUUUGAAGGGAGUUAAAAUCGGGGAUUGCUGUGAAAAAUGGACUCCUGAAUAUUUGAUGCAUCACCUUGGCCAUUUGGAAGCCAAAAUCCAUGUCUCUCCUGAAAGUAAAAUGGACUUCAUCAAUAAAAACUUCCAAUACAAAACCCUGUCAAUGGCCGAAAUAAUCAAACGGUCAGUCAAAGAUAUUCAAGAAGAUUAUUUCAUUAAUCCGAAUGAGCUUUAUUAUUUACGGUCUCUGAGUAAUGAACGGAGAGGACGUGAAGUAGCAGAUUUGAGAAAGCAAUAUCCUCAAAUUUCAGAAGACAUUCAGAUACCACCAUUCUUCGACGAAGAUGAUUUUUUUUCCAGCGUGCUAAGAAUAAGUUCCAAAGGUAUUCAGCUGUGGACACAUUAUGAUAUAAUGGACAACCUCCUUAUCCAGGUGCAAGGAAGAAAAAGAGUUGUACUUUUCAAACCUUCCGAUGUCAACUACUUGUACAUGGAUGGGGACAAAUCCCGCGUUCUAGACAUUGACAAACCUGAUUUGGAGAAAUUUCCUGGGUUUUUGAAAGCCCAGAAGUACGAAUGCAUUCUUGAACCAGGCGAUAUCUUAUUCAUCCCUGCACUUUGGUUUCACAAUACGUUGGCACUCACAUAUGGUGUCGCUGUUAAUGUCUUUUGGAAAAAUCUGGACCACAGUCUUUACGAAAAGAAUGACUUUUAUGGAAACAAGGAUUUGGUACCAGCUGCAAAGGCUUUUCAAAAUGUAGAGAAUGCUGUGAAAUUGUUGAGCUUGUUGCCAGAACAAUACAAGGACUUCUAUCUGAGGCGAUGCAUGAACAACAUGUGCAAACAUCUGAAUACUACUUCCCAUCAUCAUUCAAAAUGACUUACAAAUCAUGCAGUCAGAGAUGCACUGAGAUACAACAUACAUGUGAAUGGCUCUGGUUUCUAAAGAAUUGAAUCAACUCUCACUGCCAGUUCUGUCUACUCCUGGAGAUAAAAAAAAUUGAUAUCAGAUGAGGAAAUAGGAGUGAAAUACUUUGGUAUUGUAUAAAUAAGAUCUACACACAAUGCAAAAUGAAUUAUCACUUUAUCAAUUAUCCACCACGAAUUUGAAAUUUGUUAUUCAUUCUUUAGCUAAACAGUAGGUACUGUAUAAAAUCCGUUUACAAGCAAGAAGUUGCUUUAGGCACCAGUAAAAAAAAAAUAAAUAAAUUGCAUUCAAUCGUAACAGUGAUUGAAAGAUAUAAAGAAAAUAACCUUACUAAUUUUAUCAGGCUAGUUCUUUUACACUGUCCAAGUUUAACCUACCCUAACCUAACCAAAUAACAGACGAGACAUUUGUAACACAUCGGUCACAAAAUGGUCCAUGUUAUAGAUUAUUGCAAAAAUAGGCUAUUCUUAUAAUACCAAAGUACUAAACUACACGCAAAGAACUGAAUGCUCUACAAAAAUCGGGUAACUAACUGGUCUGAUGAUCUAUAGUUUUGUGGAUUGCCAAAAACACUAUUUAUUGUAACUUGUAGAUAAUUUGUAAUUUUAUUAGGGUCUGUUGAGUUUAUCGCUCAAUGAAUUAUUUGUUAUAACAUUAUUAUUUUUACAGGUGUUAUUAUUAUAUUUAUUUCAUCUUCUUAUUCAAUAAAGAUGUUCAAGAUUUUUAA
Macrosteles quadrilineatus (aster leafhopper) is the source of this 2061-nucleotide messenger RNA. RefSeq names its product tRNA wybutosine-synthesizing protein 5-like. The transcript has 4 exons. The record is from RefSeq and is a predicted model, not a curated record. Gene Ontology annotation, biological process: wybutosine biosynthetic process. The coding region runs from base 312 to 1286 and encodes 324 amino acids. Lineage: Eukaryota; Metazoa; Arthropoda; Insecta; Hemiptera; Cicadellidae. Gene Ontology annotation, molecular function: tRNA binding; 2-oxoglutarate-dependent dioxygenase activity.